GGCGGCGCCCCAUCCGCGCACGAGCGUUUCGAAUGUGACUGGAGAACCGCAUGAAAUACCAACCGGCUGAUGGGAUGUCUUUAAUAGUGAAUUCGCAGACCGACCCCUAAAGAUGCAGCGGCGAUUAGUUUGCUCGGUGGCUUCGGCCUUGCGAGUUCGGGGAAUGUCCAGUUUGCCGAAGCCGAAGAAGUUCUACAAGAAUGUCUCCAUCGUCAAAUCUAUCGAUGGAUGGGAGGUUAAUCUCGAUGAUCGCAAGCUGAAAACUCCAGCUGGGAAGCUGCUCACCGUCCCCAACGAAGCUAUUGCAGCAGCGAUCGCAACCGAAUGGGCUAUCCAAAAAAACACGAUCGAGCGACACGCAAUGCACCUGACUUCGCUGGCAAACACUUCGAUCGACAAUCCCCACAACAAGACGGCCGAGCAACUUUGCGAGGAAAUCGUGGAGUUCCUGGAACAUGAUUCUCUUCUCUUCAGAAUGCCAAAGUCUGAGAACGCCGAAUUAUACGAAUUACAGUGCGAGAAAUGGGAUCCGAUUCUGGAAUGGUUCAGUGAGAGACAUCAAGUGAAGUUCGAGCCUUCGAUGGACAUUGUCUCACCCGAAAUUCCUGCAACCUCCGUUCUAGCUGUCUACAAGGAUCUCUUCUCUCACUCGAGAGCGGCCUUGUUCGGAAUGCAGUUCGCUGUUGAAGGUCUGAAAUCGCUAAUCUUAGCCCAAGCUGCCAUCGACCGAGUUGUCACCGUGGACGAAGCCGUCGAUCUUUCGCGAUUGGAGACGGAUUUCCAAAUCAAGAAGUGGGGAAGCGUUGAAUGGUCGCAUGAGCUUGACAAACAGCAGGUCAAGGCACGGCUGGCUGCGUCGGUCUUGUACUUCCAGCUAUGCGAGGAAUCCGUCGACGUGAAAACGAAACCGCAGAAGAGAUGACGCUGAUGUGGAAUAGUUCCUUUCAAUAACUCAAUACUUCUGGUGGAAGAAGUCCAGGUAGCGAAAUAAUCAUAAACAGAAAUAUACAGGAA
Galendromus occidentalis (western predatory mite) is the source of this 1014-nucleotide messenger RNA. RefSeq names its product ATP synthase mitochondrial F1 complex assembly factor 2 homolog l(2)k14505. The transcript is spliced from 3 exons. Gene Ontology annotation, cellular component: mitochondrion. Lineage: Eukaryota; Metazoa; Arthropoda; Arachnida; Mesostigmata; Phytoseiidae. The record is from RefSeq and is a predicted model, not a curated record. The coding region runs from base 113 to 922 and encodes 269 amino acids. Gene Ontology annotation, biological process: mitochondrial proton-transporting ATP synthase complex assembly.